This is a messenger RNA of Rotaria sp. Silwood2, 1035 nucleotides long. The record is from the annotation of a GenBank genome assembly. NCBI's taxonomy places the organism in Eukaryota, Metazoa, Rotifera, Eurotatoria, Philodinida, Philodinidae.
AUGGAAGUACAGAUGUGGAAACAUUUCAAAUUUGUUCCUAAUUCUGUAAAUUUUUCAUGUCAUACAGAUGAAAAAUUCAAUGAAUUCGAUACUUUACUGCAUUCUGAAUGGGAUCGUGCUGUUACUCAAGGUCUUUUUAUAUUUCCAAUUGAUUAUCAUACUAAACGACGAAUACUUGAAGAUGGAGAUCUGCAAUAUAUUAUUGAAUUUAAUCGUGAUCGAAAGGAAAAACGUCGAGUGCCAUAUCCAUUUGAAAUAGUGAAUGCACCAUUUGAUAAAAAGAAAUUUAAUUUUAAUAAAAUAAAAGAUGAAGAAAUUCUUUUUUCUUUAGACAACGAACAACAAAUAGAUAAACAUUUAGUAAUAAUUAACAAUGCACCUAUUCGUCCUUAUCAUCUAUUACUUGUACCUGAUCGUCUGCUUGAACAAACACAAGUUCUUACUAGUGAUUGUAUUGUAUUCGGAUUUGAAUUUGUUGCUUCAAGUGGUCAUCCAUAUAUUUUGGCUGGUUUUAAUUCACUUUGUGGUUAUGCAUCAAUAAAUCAUUUACAUCUUCAUGGAAUGUAUUCUCCUGAUCGUUUAUUUCUUCAGACAAUAAAAUGUUCUCCAUUUCAUGCAAAAUCAAAUUGUUAUCUUUCGGAUUUAUUUUACACUCAAGCAUUUGCUUUCGAAGUUCAACAUGUUGACGAAUUCCAUAGAAUUGCUCAAUAUGUGUAUAAAAUAACAAAUUAUUUAACUUCAAAUAAUAUUGCUCAUAAUAUGACGAUUGUAAAAGGUGAUUCAUUUUCAUCAUCAGAAAAUGUUUUACGUAUAUUUCUUUGGUUUCGUCAAUCGGUUAUUAAUGGAAAAAAUUUUGAUCGAUGUAAUUUUGCUUGUUUUGAACUAGCUGGUUAUAUGACACUUCACAGUGAAGACGUUUACAAUAGUUUGACAGAAUCAGAAUUAUGUCAACAUAUGAAUGAUAUAGCUUUAUCAUCGGAAGAACAAAAACGAAUUAAAGACGACGUAAAAAGUUUAUUAGAUGAAUUAGUUUAA